AUGUUUACCCUCCAACGCUUCAUUGUAUCGGCAUUGCUGAUCUUAGCUAUCACCAUCGCCUUCCUUUCCCAACCCGCCGAGGCCGUCAAGGGACCUAAGAUCACCCACAAGGUCUACUUCGAUGUCAGCCAUGGCGAUAAGCCCAUGGGCCGCAUUGUGAUGGGAUUGUACGGCAAGACCGUCCCCAAGACCGUGGAGAACUUCCGUGCCCUGGCUACAGGAGAGAAGGGAUUCGGAUACCAAGACUCGACCUUCCACCGUGUUAUCAAGAGCUUCAUGAUCCAGGGCGGUGAUUUCACCAAGGGCGAUGGCACUGGCGGAAAGUCCAUUUACGGGGACCGCUUCGCAGACGAGAACUUCAAGCUCAAGCACUCCAAGGUCGGUCUCUUGUCCAUGGCCAACGCUGGACCGGACACCAACGGCUCCCAAUUCUUCAUCACCACCUCCACCCCAGGCCACCUCAACGGCAAGCAUGUAGUGUUCGGCGAAGUUCUCGAGGGCUACGAGAUCGUCCAGCAGAUUGAGGACGUGCCCAAGGGCCCCGGCGACAAGCCCAAAGAGGCUGUAAAGAUCACAAAGAGCGGCGAGCUCCCCGUGCCAGAAGAAGCUGAGUUCGGAGAGGCGGAAUAUAACGAAGGCGAGGGCGAGGACGACGAUUCUACUGCUGCUUCUUCUUCUUCCUCGGCCGCCGCCGACAAGACCUCUGAUGGUGUUCCCGUUGUGCCGUCCACGCCCGAGACGGAGGAUGCCGUUGGCGAGUCUGGGUACAGCCUGUUGCAGAUGGGCUUUUUCCUGGCCGUGAUCGUGGCCUGCGUGCUGGUUUGGAUGCGGGUCAAUGGUAAGAGGACGAAGCGUUACGGGGAGAAAAGCAUGGCGUGA
This is a messenger RNA of Drepanopeziza brunnea f. sp. 'multigermtubi' MB_m1, 879 nucleotides long. RefSeq lists its product as uncharacterized. Lineage: Eukaryota; Fungi; Ascomycota; Leotiomycetes; Helotiales; Drepanopezizaceae. Gene Ontology annotation, biological process: protein peptidyl-prolyl isomerization; protein folding. Gene Ontology annotation, molecular function: peptidyl-prolyl cis-trans isomerase activity. The record is from RefSeq and is a predicted model, not a curated record.